UGACUGAAUGUUAUCUUAAUAGACGUUUGCUAAAAUUUAAUGACAAGGCUUUAAUUGUACUUAUCUGUAGCAAUAAAUAAGCGUACAGCUGAAUUAUAUAAUUAUUCCAAAAACAUAACUUUGUUGUAUUUGCACUAUGGCAUUGUUGUGUGCGAUGAUGACAUAUGAAGCAGAAAAAAAUCCAAAAACUCUCAUAUGGCAACACCUUGUAAUCAGCGAAAUACUAACCAAGGGCAGAAAUACAACUCUGCUUUUGUUUUUGCUAAACGGCGCUUGAGACGCCAACGUCGACGCAGAGAAAGCAACAACAAAGAGUACUGCGUCGGCAGACCUCCACAAUUCAAUGGCUGUGUUUUUAUUUUAAUGGAUUUGACAAAAAACACACAGCCAUAUCACACACAGAUAAACGCGAACGAUACACACCAAAAGCCGCAAUUUGGAAAGCAUUUUUGGAUUAGUUCAAGCAAAAACACACACAGUGCAAUAAAAGUGAAAUUUUUUCCACAUCUAUUUCAAGUUUUCACCAAAGAAUCUGACGCACCCGAUUUUUGUUGGUAGUUUGGUGUUUGGAGAAAACUAAAACUGUCUGGUUGCGCACGCGCUAUUCUCUUUUAUCGCCAACAAAUAACAGCUGAUCGAUCAUUGUAAAUAUAGAACGAGAACGAACAAGGCAUUGUCGUCAUUAUCUUCAUUAUUGGCUGUCAAUAAAAUCUCGAAGGAGAAAGGCAGAAACGCAGCACCACGAGAAAGGGAUUCUCAACAAAAACCAGCAACAGUGGCAGCAACUAAAACCCCAUCAACCAACCAGCGAGACCAUACAACUAACCAAAGGGGGUAAUUUCAAAGUUAGGAAGAUUGAAGAGAUACAAUGGCUUCUGAAGCAUCAUCAUACGCUUCAUCAUGCUUACAAUCAAAUAAGGCACCAAAGGAAUUGUUGGAGCUGUUGGAUGCUUUAAGGCAAGCAGUACAACAUCAGCACCCUCAACAUUUGCAAGGCCCCAGUAUCAGUUUGGGUAAUCCGCAAGGAAUGUUGGAGCUGCAGCAGCAGCAGCAGCAACAAGAGCAACUCCGUCGGCAGCAAACACUUCAGCAUGGGAAAAAACCUCGCAUGGAACUGAGCCAAAUUGAGUUGAUCUAUCGUGCUGAGGGUAAUGCAAAUUUGGUGCUUGCAUUACCGCAAUUUAAAAAAGUUUUACGUUUGCCAAAAAUUCAACUAAAAUGUCAACAACAACAACAACAUCCAUCUGAACAUGGACAGUCACAACUGCAACUGCAACAUAUAGCUGGCCAGCAACAACAUCAAGAGAACCCAUUUGGCCCAAAAUAUCCUGAGCCAAACAAACAACAAUGCCAGAAACAGGAGCUGGAACAGCAACAGCAGGAACAAGAAGAACAGCCUGCAUUGAAACAGCAGGAGCCAACAAACAUGACUUUAACUACCAUCAGCCAACAGCAAUUCCAAACGAACGCUGUUGGAAUCUUGACAAUGGACCAUUAUGUGGCUUAUAUUGGUAUCAUACGCUGUCUUCUGGGAAAUGAGUUUGUAUUCGAAGCGGAUAUUGUUGCAGUGCCAAAUCCCAAUGACAGGGAAUGGAUAAAUGAGCACAUUAGGCCUUUCAGGCCAGCUAAUCGUUUGGAUAAAGAAUUUGGUGGCCAUUACGGUUUGCUACUGCCAGAUGCUACUCAAUUGCCAACAGAGUUCGAUAUUUUAUUUUCCAAUUUACAGCCAUUGGCAACAGAAGCAUCAUCACAACAAAGUCGGCGCUUUUGCACGGAUGCUGAUGGCACUGUCACUGAUUCGAGUAGUGACGCUGCCAACGACAAUAUUUUCCUGGAAGAUACAUAUGCCAUUGAAAUAAAACCCAAACAAGGAUGGCUGUUGCCAAACGAUGUUAACAAUUUAUUUGAUAUAAAACCUCCAGCAGCAACAACAACAGAAACACAUCCUACGCAAACAGAGACAACAGUGGCAGCUAAGAGGGAAACUCCAACACCUACACCAUUACCACCGCAGACAAGGCCAGAAUCUGUGGGGACUUUGGAAACAUCAGGGUACAAAGAGUAUUUUACUACCACUCAAAAUGAAGCUUCCUUAACAACAACAGCAACAACAACAGCAGCAGGCAAAACAUCGCCAACACCAGUGGUUGGUAAGGUAGCAACAGUAACAAAGCCAUCAACAGCGGCACCACCAGCAACACCACCUUACGACAAAGCAGACCAUCCUAUCCUACACGACGAGGUGGAUAUCAGGUGUCGCUAUUGCAGCAUGCAGUUUCUAAAGUUUAAACAAGGAAAAAUUAAUCAGCGCAGCAAUUACUGCCCCCUGGAUUUGUUCUCUGGUGUGCCAGAUCGUAUGUGGAAUGCUUUGCAUGCACUUUUCAUGUGUCCCCAGAAUAAUUUACGUAUCUUCAAGAAUGGCAUCGUUGUGUUCGAUGACCAACUUAGCCGCUUGUCCAAAAUUGAAGAUUUAUUUCCGAGUGAAAAACUGCAGCUUAUAAAGCAUCUGUUGGUGACAAGUCUGUUAAAGGACUAUGGCGAAAAGGAGCAAAGCAUGCAAAGGCAAAUUGCAAAUAAAGAGGCUAUUGUUUAUGGAAAAGAUGAAAUGUCAAAGGCCCACAAGGAGGUCAAGGCAAGCGCCGCUGAUGAAAAGAGUGAUUCUUCCAUUCAAACUCAUGGUACCCAAAGGCGAUGUGUGGAUGGUAAACCUCAUAUUCAUGUGAUGCCAAGCAAAGAACAAAAAGUCAACAUUAGUAAGGUAACCAAAGCUCCCAUGGCAAUGGCAACGGCAACGACGACGACGACGCCGGAAACGGAAGCGGAAUUGGUUGUAACAAAAGUUAAUACAACUUUCACUAAUGCUGCUAACACCAUGAAAUCUUCUCACCCUACGGCAACCACUGCAUCAAACAUUCUUGUUAGACCUCUAAGAGGGGAUCACUCAUCCCUGCCACAUGGUUCUUCGUAUUGUUGUACUGCAUCCUUUGGCACUGAUGUCUCUGUAGGACAAAUGCUUGCACCGGAAAUGCUAAACUUACCAAAAAAUUGUGUGUUGCAAAAAAUUUUACAUUUACAGUUGUUGGCCAAGCUCCAUUUUUCACACAUGCUUGAGCAUAACUACCAAAACAAAAAGGAAAAGUCUUAUGGGUUUUUAAAAGAGCUCCUAAUGAAAUUGGACCCUGGAAAGCAAAAGAAAUUGGAAUUUUCCCAAUUGAGUCCCGAAGAACAAUACCUAUUGUCAGCCACUGCCAUGGAUUGCUCCAUAAUGAUAACAUUUCGUCAAGUCUCUACUCCCGAGAAAUUGGAAAGUCCUCAUAUUAUUUGUGUGAAUGACCAAUAUUUCGUUAGUAAAAUCACUUUAUUAGAUUUGGAUCCUAAGCCGGAUUCUCAUUUUGCCAAAUAUGUAAAACAAACAAAGGAAAUUAUGCAAGCCAUGCCUUAGAAUGUGAAUACUUUAAAUUUAUGCCUUCUUUGAGUUUUAUUCCAUUUUUAAACCCUAAUUUGCAUAAUCGUAA
This is a messenger RNA of Stomoxys calcitrans (stable fly), 3515 nucleotides long. RefSeq names its product inositol-pentakisphosphate 2-kinase (gene Ipk1). Bases 869 to 3442 code for a protein of 857 amino acids. Gene Ontology annotation, biological process: inositol phosphate biosynthetic process. Gene Ontology annotation, molecular function: ATP binding; inositol-1,3,4,5,6-pentakisphosphate 2-kinase activity. Gene Ontology annotation, cellular component: nucleus. The record is from RefSeq and is a predicted model, not a curated record. Lineage: Eukaryota; Metazoa; Arthropoda; Insecta; Diptera; Muscidae. The transcript has 11 exons.